This is a messenger RNA of Drosophila serrata, 855 nucleotides long. RefSeq names its product N(alpha)-acetyltransferase 30 B (gene Naa30B). NCBI's taxonomy places the organism in Eukaryota, Metazoa, Arthropoda, Insecta, Diptera, Drosophilidae. Gene Ontology annotation, biological process: N-terminal peptidyl-methionine acetylation. Gene Ontology annotation, molecular function: protein-N-terminal amino-acid acetyltransferase activity. Gene Ontology annotation, cellular component: NatC complex. The record is from RefSeq and is a predicted model, not a curated record.
AGGUCGCUGUAGGAAUUUUCACCACAUUUUGACUUAUUUUAGUGCUUAGUUCUGAACUUUCACGUUUAAUAAUCUGAAGGAAAAAAUUCGAUAUGGGGAAUCAUUGGUUUCUUUGUUAAAAUCGUUAGCUUACAGGCUUUAAAAGUGUUAAUUUCUGAUACUGCCUUUCGAAAUUGAGUUUCCAUUUGUAAGAAAUAUAAAACACUCGCCGCCCCCAAUGAUUGUUGAAGAUGUUUCUGCAGAGCACGAUAAGCCGUCCUCCAGUGAGGUGGGUGCGAAAAUUGGAGUAGUUAGUGCCACCUCCGAGCCGUACACCUUCUGUGUCUUUAGGGAGGAGUCCCAACUGAAUGUUAUCAAGAGCCUUAUCGAGAAGGAGCUGUCCGAACCCUACACCAUUUACACGUAUCGCUACUUCGCCUACAAUUGGCCAGAUCUCUGUGUUUUUGCUCUGGACAAGGAUCGCUAUGUGGGCGUGAUUGUGUGCAAGCUGGAGAUGCUGUGGCCAGAGGUUAAGCAGGGCUACAUAGCCAUGCUGGCGGUGGAUGUGGCGUACAGGAAGCGGGGAAUAGGGAAGGCUCUCGCUACCAUGGCCAUCGAGAUGAUGGCCGUGAAGGAUGCGACCAUUAUUGUCCUGGAAACGGAGAUAACCAACAAGGCGGCACUGGCUCUGUAUGAAAGUCUUGGCUUUAUCCGAGAACGACGGCUGAUGAACUAUUAUAUGAAUGGUAUGGAUGCCUUUCGUCUGAAGCUGGUGCUCCAAGGGUCCUUGAAAAUGCGCUCCACUGAAGAUUAGCAUUGUAAAAGCGCCCCAGCGUGCUGCUACUCGAGUAGCCCCGAAGUCCUGCAGGACUCCUC